Messenger RNA from Chilo suppressalis (striped riceborer), 1463 nucleotides. NCBI's taxonomy places the organism in Eukaryota, Metazoa, Arthropoda, Insecta, Lepidoptera, Crambidae. The record is from the annotation of a GenBank genome assembly.
AUUCCUGAUGUAACACUCGACGCUUCAAUUGACAAACUUAUCAGUAAAUUAACUUAAUUAACGCUAAGUCAUAAUGAUUGAAAAGAAGAUGCCCGCAUUCACGGAGUUCAGUGAAUUCGCCAGCCUAAGUGCUGGUGGUCAAGUAGCGUUUUCCACUGACGACUUCUUCGCGCCAUGCGAGAACAUGUUGCUGGACACAGAACCAGUCUUCAUUCCGGACAAGUACACGGAGUACGGCAAAUGGAUGGACGGCUGGGAGACAAGGAGGAAGAGGAUCACGGGACACGACUGGUGCAUCAUAAAGCUGGCAACUAAGUGUGUCAUCAGAGGAUUGCUGGUGGACACAUCAUUCUUUACGGGAAACUUUGCUCCGAAAUACUCAAUACAAGCAGCAAGUUUAACUCCCGAAGAGGAAGCACUGAUUCCUGCGAGAGAUACACGGAUGGGCUCGGCUUGCUGUCGCCGGGAUCUGGAAGAGGUCGAGCGACUUAAAUCGGACAAAUGGGAGGAGAUAGUGCCCGUUACGCCGCUAGAAGCGGGAUACGAGGACACCAGGCUUAACUUCCAAAAGGUGGUCAGCGAUGAAGCUUGGACACAUAUACGUGUGAAUAUAUACCCUGAUGGUGGAAUCGCCAGGUUUAGGGUGUACGGAGAGGCGCACCCGGAGCCUCCACCGAGUGAUCAGUUCGUUGACCUGAUCUCCCUUUUGAACGGUGGCACCUGUCAAGGCUACUCAAACGCACACUACGGACACCCUCGGAACAUGAUCAAACCAUGCAAGAGCGAGUCCAUGGGAGACGGCUGGGAGACGGCCAGGCGGCUCGAUCGACCUGAAGUAUUGGAGGCCAACGAGGAUGGCACCCUUAAGGUUCCAGGUGAAGAAUGGGCGGUAUUCAAGCUCGGCUUCCCGGGGCGAGUGCAGCGAGUGUGCGUUGACACGGCUCACUUCAAGGGAAACUUCCCGGAUUCUGUCAAGAUCGAGGGAGCGCAUCUUGGACACAGGGACUGGUAUCCAGACACCAAGUACGAUUGGAGUAGCAUCCUGAAACCUAGAAAGUUGUCUGCAGACCGUGAGCACUGGUUUGACUGCGACUCUGACAUCAUCACCCACAUUAGGGUCACAAUGGCUCCGGAUGGAGGGAUCAGUAGGAUAAGGACCUUCGGAUACGUCGAUCCUCGAAUUCACUAGAAAGACCUCCAUGUGCUCCAUAAACAUAACUGCGAAUUCGCAUCGCAUCGCAAAUAUCUGCGAGCUCGCACGAAUGCACCGCCAGAACUUUCGAUUUCGAAUGUAAAUCAAUACUAUAGGAAUACUGAAAGUAAAUCAAAUAUAGGAAUGCUAGUGGCACAAUGCAGAAAGUUAAAAUUUCAAUUAAUUUGAAAUUAGAAAUUCCAGGCUUCAGAAUUUUAGAACUUGGUUUGAAACUCUAGUAAACUUGGAAAUUGUAUAUUUUAUUUCGUCC